AUUGGAUCGCUGGUGUGUGGUCGCUGGGGUGGUGAUAUGCGCCAGGGUUGUUCGCUGUUGUGCCUAAACACAACAAUGGCCGUCGUGUGGGCAAGACUUGCCUUUUUGGCAGGAAUUAUCUCUUUAUUUCACGCUGGUUACUCUGCAGCACAACAUCGAGCAUAUAUGAGAAUCACCGAGCAGGAGUACACUUCUUUACCAACUGAUAUUGGUGUACAAGGUCUUAUGAGUCUUCUCCUAACAAUGUAUGGCAUCCUACACAUUGCUGGUGACUUCAAAGAAAUUCGAGCAAAUGUUCAGCUGCAGAAUAAGUCCUGGGAGACUGUAGGAAACCGACCAACAUUCUACACCUUUGCACACCGAGGCCGAGCACUUAGUCCAAACUAUAUACCACCUAAAUCUAAGAGUUUACUGGAUAAUAUAGAAAAUAUUUCAUCCUAGUCAAUGUGAUGUUCUGAAUUAAAUAUAAGUUUGGCUACAUGGUUUAUGUUGCAUUCUCACAAUGUAAAUUUUUUGUGUGGUUUACUGUAAGUAAAACUAUACAUGUACCUUACCUUGCUAUAUGUUACCACAAAAAUUGCCAAUAAUUGGUUUGAUGGAAUACGGAUACCAGUGGGCUUAAACAUUUAAUAUAGAGUAUUACCAACCCAAGCUUGUUAUGAACAUUAAACAUCUUAGUUUGAAAUUUGCAGAAUAGAUCUGAAGCAACUGUAUACUGUAUUGAAAUGUCUGAUAAUUUUGUGAGUGUCAAGUAAUAUGUUUAUUACAUGAAAAUAUGGACAAAAUAUCUUAUUUGUUUGUAGAUACUCGACUGUAAUUAACACCUUAAGAAACAAAGUGAAAUGUAAGGAAAAUACAACAUUAAUUAUGUAUACAGUCUUUUUUUAAAGUCUUAACUUAUAUCAAAGCAUUGAAAAAAAGUAUAUGGUAAAAGAGCAUUUGAUGUUUAUUAAUAUUUAGUAGAUAGUCGUUAAAAAAAAAAAAAGCCUUUGAAAGGUUCAAAAAAUUAUUUUCUUGUAAUUUGUGUAAUUUUUAGAUUUCAGUGAACCCUAUGACUUGUAUCUGUAGCAUGAAUAAAGACAAAUGAACUGAGUUUUACA
Messenger RNA from Cherax quadricarinatus, 1100 nucleotides. RefSeq names its product ER membrane protein complex subunit 5 (gene EMC5). The record is from RefSeq and is a predicted model, not a curated record. NCBI's taxonomy places the organism in Eukaryota, Metazoa, Arthropoda, Malacostraca, Decapoda, Parastacidae.